Taeniopygia guttata (zebra finch) is the source of this 2129-nucleotide messenger RNA. RefSeq names its product thiol S-methyltransferase TMT1A. Lineage: Eukaryota; Metazoa; Chordata; Aves; Passeriformes; Estrildidae. Gene Ontology annotation, molecular function: S-adenosylmethionine-dependent methyltransferase activity. The record is from RefSeq and is a predicted model, not a curated record.
CCCGAGGUUAUCAGGGACCUCGGAUCCUCCUGGCUGAUCCACGCUGCCACCAAAUCCUUUGGAAAACUGUCGACUGCAAAGCUGCCAAAUUCUUCCAAAAUCCGUUCCUGGAGUGGUCAGUGUUGCUUCAACCCGAAUAAAACCCCAAACUCCACAUGUUGCGUGCAGAACUAAUGAAUUCAUUAAUUGUUUUAUCUCUGUCCGUGAUUCCCAUCAGCCUGGGAGAUCACCGGCACCUCCUUCUCACCCACCAAAAGAUUUAAGGUGUCCUCGAACUGCAAAGAUUUAAAACUGCUGUUCAGAGAGAGCACAGAGAUGCUGAGCAAACCCAGCAGCUCCCAGGGGCUGGAAAAUCAACUCCCUAACAGCUCCUUGAACUGAAACCUUGGAAAAUCAACUCCCUAACAGCUCCUUGAACUGAAACCUUGGAAAAUCAACUCCCUAACAACUCCUUGAACUGAAACCUUAAUCAAACCCCUGACAAAAUUCCUGCAGCGAUCCAGAGCCCGGCUGAGCUUCCCAGGGCAGCCCAGGCUGCUUUAAGAGACGUGAGUGUACCCGGAAUUGAAGGAGGGCACUGGCAGAACUUUGGCUGGGCUCACACCGAGUUGUGCUGUCCAACUUGUUCCGGCUUGGGAACAAACUGGCAGCUCCUCCCCUGGGCUCUGCUCGCUGCUUGGCUGCACCUGCACUGUGCAGUCCUCGCCUGUGACCGGACUGGGAAAUCAGCUGGAGAAAAGCGUUCACCAGAGCAACCCCAGCAGCUGACUGGACUCGGAGAGGACACGAAUGCAGCUCUGACCGGGCUCCCGAGCUGUGCCACGCAGGAGGAGCAGUUCUGGUCUGCGUGGAGCUGAAAAUGCCAGAGGCUGCUGCCAGCGUGCUCCUGCUCCGUGCUGGCCUGGCCCUGCUCGCCUGGCCCGUCUACCUGCUCUCCUUCCUGGGCAUCUGGGAGCCCUUCUGCAGGAAGGUCUUUUUCCCUUUCGUCUUAGAAAAGCUUUCUGGAGUUCACGACAAGAAAUCCAAGAAGCACAAGCAGGAGCUGUUCCGCAGCCUGCCCGACUUCAGGGGUCCCUCCGGGGAGCUGCGGCUGCUGGAGAUCGGCACCGGCAGCGGCUCCAACUUCCAGUUCUACCCAGCGGGCUGCAGGGUCACCUGCACCGACAUCAGCCCCGGCUUCCAGGAGGGGCUCUCCAGGAACAUGAAGAAGAACCAGCACCUGCGCUUCGAGCGGUUCCUGGUGGCCGCGGGCGAGGACCUGGCCCAGGUGCCCAGCGGCUCGGUGGACGCCGUGGUCUCCACGCUGGUGCUCUGCUCCGUGCGCAGCGUCAGCGGCACCCUCAGCGAGGUGCUCCGGGUGCUGCGGCCGGGAGGAGCUUUCUAUUUCUUGGAGCACGUGGCCGCCGAGCGUUCCAGCUGGACAUAUUUUUGGCAGCAAGUCUGUUUCCCAACUUGGAAACUUGUCUUUGCUGGCUGCUGCCUCACGAGAGAGCUGUGGAAGAAUCUGGAAGAGGCCAAGUUCUCCGAGCUGAAGGUACAACACAUCAGCGUGGCCAUGCCCUGGAUGCCCAUCGAGCCACACAUCGUGGGCUAUGGGGUGAAGUAACCCCCGUCCUGCCAAAAUUUUUGUGUUCCCUUCCCCCCAAAAAUUCCUGAUGGUGACCCACGCACCCUGCACGGCACAGGGUUACAUCAGUAACACAGCGAAGGACUUGAAUCAGAAACCAAAUUGUCAGGUGAGAAGAGAGGGCCAAUUUCCUGAAUCACACCAUCAACAAAGCUGGAAAAGCCCUUUUGGAGCAGAGUCCAGCAGGUAACAGCACCAGAAGCAUGUUCACCACUAAACCACGUCCCCAGUGCCACAUCCACACGGUUUUUGAACACUUCCAGGGAUGGUCACUCCACCCCUGCCUGGGCAGCCAGUGCCAGGGCCUGACAGCCCUUUCUUUCCCUGAAGAAAUCUUUGCCUUAUCUAAUUAAACCUCCCCUGGUGUACCUUGAGGUUGUUUCCUUCCUGAAGCCCUGGCACUGCUGAUCUUGCCUUGCUAGAGCUCAGUGCAGCCAGGGAGGAUCCCAGGACACAAAAACCAGCCUGGGAAGCAAAAAAUAAAUGUAUUAAUGGAAGGGGA